CUCUCUGUUCUCUCUCUCUCUCUCUCUCUCUUCUUUUUAUUUCUGUUUCCCAGUUAACAAGAGCAACCAACCACUGCAAAAAUCAGAAACAGAACUACCAGCACAAACAAAUUUUAAAAAAAACGCUGUCGUCUCAGUUUGACACCUUGCAUGCUCUCUCACUUUCUCUUUCUUAAUUCGCCUUCUCGGCAGAUUCCUUUUCUUACCCCCCACUCCAAAACCCUAAAACCCUCACUCCCCCUCCCCUCCUCCCUAGUAAUAAUGAAGGACCGACCACCUUCCUCCGUCUACGUUCCUCCACACCAACGGCUUCGCUCCGUCAUUACGAAGCCUAGUUAUACCUCUGGUUCCGCUGCUUCUUCGGUUGGCGAUAAUCUUAAUCAUAAUCAUAAUCGAAGUGCCGUUUUAAAUGGCUCUCCUGUACCUUACUUUCAACAACAGCAGCAACAAGGGAACGGUUUUGUUGAUAAGAAUAUUAGUAAUUAUAAGUUCAUUUCUGCCUACGGUGAUGGAGUCUUUGAGGAGGGAUCCGAUCGCGAAAUGGAGUCCUCCACUGUUCUACCUGGUGCUUCCCUUUCUGAUAACAUUCAGGAGUGGAAAUGGAAGUUAACCAUGCUUUUGCGAGACAAGGAGAAACAAGAAUUGGUCUCAAGGGAUAAAAAGGAUAGACGUGAUUUUGAUCAAAUAGCAGCCUUGGCAAGCGGAAUGGGUUUAUAUAGCCAACUAUAUGUAAAAGUUGUUGUUUUCAGUAAGAUCCCAUUGCCAAACUAUAGAUUUGAUUUGGAUGAUAAGCGUCCGCAGAGAGAGGUGAACCUACCUCUUGGUUUGCAAAAAAGAGUGGAUGCUUAUCUUGGAGAAUACCUCUUUCAAAGAUCCAACACUAAGGAAAGAUUUCCAGAUUUUUCCUCUUCUAGAUCAAGCAGCAAUAGUAGUCUUGCUACUGAUGAAGGGCUUUUUGAGCCAACAGAGUCCCUGGCAUCCAGUAAGGCUGUCAUGGAAAAAAUUCUGCAGAGGAGAAGUUUGCAAUUGCGUGAUCAGCAACAUGCUUGGCAGGAGUCCCCAGAAGGCAGAAAAAUACUGGAGUUUCGGAAAAAUCUACCUGCUUAUAAAGAGAAGGAUGCAAUAUCAACAGCCAUUUCACAAAAUCAGGUGGUUAUUAUCUCAGGUGAAACUGGUUGUGGCAAGACCACACAAAUUCCCCAGUUCAUAUUAGAAUCUGAGAUAGAAUCUGUCCGAGGAGCUGUGUGUAAUAUUAUAUGCACACAGCCAAGACGAAUAUCUGCUAUGUCGGUUUCUGAAAGAAUUGCUUCAGAAAGGGGAGAGAAGUUGGGUGAAUGUGUUGGAUAUAAAGUUCGGCUUGAAGGUAUAAGAGGAAGAGAUACCCACCUUCUCUUUUGCACCACUGGUAUCUUGUUGAGAAGGCUACUUGUUGAUAGAAAUUUAAAGGGCAUAACUCAUGUUAUCGUGGAUGAGAUUCACGAACGUGGAAUGAAUGAAGACUUUCUGCUUAUUGUCCUUAAGGAUCUCCUUCCUCAUCGGCCAGAUCUUAGGCUGAUUCUGAUGAGUGCAACACUUGACGCGGAGCUUUUCUCAUCCUAUUUUGAUGGAGCUCCAAUACUUCGCAUUCCAGGUUUUACAUACCCAGUGCGAACUCUUUAUCUAGAAGAUAUCCUGGAAAUGACAGGUUACAGAUUAACCCCAUACAACCAAAUUGAUGACUACGGCCAAGAAAAGGCGUGGAGAUCAAGUAAACAAGCUCCAAGAAAGAGGAAGAGCCAGAUUGCUUCUGCUGUUGAGGAGGCACUAAGAGCUGCUGAUUUCAAGGAUUAUAGUCCUCAGACUCAGGAAUCUCUGUCGUGUUGGAAUCCUGAUUGCAUUGGGUUUAAUCUGAUUGAAUAUCUCUUAUGCAAUAUAUGUGAGAAUGAGAUGCCCGGUGCUGUCUUAGUUUUUAUGACUGGUUGGGAUGACAUAAGUUCCCUGAAGGAUAAGCUCCAGGUUCAUCCUAUUUUAGGAGAUCCAAGCCGAGUCUUGUUGCUCACCUGCCAUGGUUCUAUGGCUAGCUCAGAGCAGAGAUUAAUAUUUGAUGAACCUAAUGAUGGGGCGAGGAAAAUAGUGCUAGCUACUAAUAUUGCUGAGACAAGUAUCACAAUUAAUGACGUUAUUUUCGUACUUGACUGUGGGAAGGCGAAGGAGUCUUCAUAUGAUGCACUAAAUAACACUCCUUGUCUGCUGCCUUCCUGGAUUUCUAAGGUUUCUGCUCAACAAAGAAGAGGAAGAGCUGGCCGUGUUCAACCAGGAGAAUGUUACCAUCUCUAUCCUAGAUGCGUUUAUGAUGCUUUUGCAGAGUAUCAGUUGCCAGAAAUCUUGAGGACGCCUUUGCAGUCUCUUUGUCUACAGAUUAAAAGUUUGAAACUUGGAAGUAUUUCUGAAUUUCUCUCUAGGGCUUUGCAGUCGCCUGAGUUGUUGGCGGUUCAAAAUGCUAUCGAAUAUUUAAAAAUCAUUGGCGCCUUAGAUCAGAAUGAAAAUUUGACUGUUCUAGGAAAAUAUUUGACUAUGUUUCCCAUGCAACCUAAACUUGGAAAGAUGCUCAUACUAGGUGCUAUCUUCAAUUGCCUGGAUCCAGUAUUGACAAUUGUUGCUGGCCUUAGUGUUAGAGAUCCUUUCUUGACACCAAUGGAUAAGAAGGAUCUUGCAGAGGCCGCAAAAUCUCAAUUUUCCUGUGACUAUAGUGACCAUCUUGCCCUUGUCAGGGCGUAUGAGGGCUGGAAAGAUGCUGAAAGAAAUUUUGCAGGAUAUGACUAUUGCUGGAAAAAUUUUCUUUCGAUGCAAUCAAUGAAAGCGAUUGAUUCUCUUCGGAAGGAGUUCUUAUCCUUGCUCAAGGAUGCUGGCCUGGUCGAUGGCAGCAUAACGUUCUGCAACACAUGGAGUCAUGAAGAGCAUCUUAUUCGUGCAGUUAUUUGUUAUGGCCUCUAUCCAGGAAUUUGCUCUGUUGUGCAUAAUGAGAAGUCAUUCUCUCUGAAAACUAUGGAGGACGGGCAAGUGCUUCUGUACUCGAACUCGGUCAAUGCUCGGGAGUCUAAAAUACCUUAUCCAUGGCUGGUCUUCAAUGAGAAGAUAAAGGUCAAUGCCGUUUUUCUUCGGGAUUCAACAGCUGUUUCUGAUUCUGUGUUGCUUCUCUUUGGCGGAAGCAUCUCCAAGGGGGAAACUGAUGGACAUCUGAAGAUGCUGGGAGGAUAUCUGGAAUUCUUCAUGAAACCAAUUAUAGCUGAAAUGUAUCAAAGUUUGAGGAGGGAACUUGAUGAGCUGAUUAAGACAAAACUUUUGAAUCCCAGAAUGGAUUUGCAUGCGUAUCAUGACCUCCUAUCUGCCAUACGUUUACUGGUUUCGGAGGAUCCAUGUGAUGGUAGAUUUAUAUUUGGUUGUCAAGUCCUCAAGCCGUCAAAGAUGUCUGUUACACCAACACAGGGAGCCUUAGCUUCAAGGACUGAAAGUGGCCCUGGAGGUGAUAAUUCUAAGAGUCAGCUCCAGACAUUGAUAACCAGGGCAGGAUAUGCUGCACCAACAUACAAGACAAAGCAGUUGAAGAACAGCCAAUUUCGAUCCACUGUGGAGUUCAACGGAAUGCAAAUUAUGGGGCAGCCUUGCAACAACAAGAAGAGUGCUGAAAAGGAUGCAGCAGCUGAGGCCCUCCGGUGGCUGAUGGGUGAGACACGGACUGGCCCUGAGUAUAUCAAUCAUAUGUCAAUGUUGUUAAAGAAAAGUAAGAAGGAUCAUUGCUAAGACAAUGUUGUCAAGCGUACUAUAGACCACUUCCCAGCUUGCAACAAGCAGAGGAGUUUAUCGGCUUAGCAAUGCCUGGCCACAUUUACUUUAGUCUCAUCUCAUUGUUAUGUGGGUCCAACUCCUAUUCUCUGCUUCAAAGAGGAAAAGGACAGUGGAAUGGCAAUAUCAUGGUGUGGUAAUUCCGAGGGUCACUUGAUACACGGGCAAUUUGAUAUGCAGGUUGGCCCUGCAGUCGUGGGCAUAUAUUGACUCGGGUAAUUUUUACCUGGUUUUAGGCAGAGCUAGGCUGACUGGUUCCGGUUAUAUGAGGAAACAUAUAUUUCCAGUGUACCCCUCCGCCUCUGGAGGUGCAUGAUUUAUGAUACAAGGGACUAGUGAAUUUAUCUGUGAGAUUAACUGGAAAGGAUGAUGAUUCAAGGCAGUAGUGCAUUUAUCUGUGAGAUUAACUGAAGAGUUAUUGCAUUUAAUCUUGUGAGAUUAACUGAAUAAGGAAGAUUCAAGCAAGGCAGUAGUGCAUUUAUGUGAGAGAUUAACUAAGUGGCUGAAUAGCAUUUGACAUAGGAGUAUAGUUCAACUAAUUUUAUUAUGAUGCUGCAGACCUCAGAAGCGCCUGUACAGUGUAAAUAUCUGAACGGUUAAUGCACAACAGUAUGUUACUAUUUCAUUGUUAUUGGAGGCUUUUGUGUAAAAAAUUCUUGAGGUCCAGCAUUAGUAUAUUCUUGAAUUCUCCUCAUCCGCAUUUGUUGGAAGGUUAAUUUUGUUGAAUUAAUAAAAAGAAAGUAACUUGUGGUUUUA
Ricinus communis (castor bean) is the source of this 4578-nucleotide messenger RNA. RefSeq names its product DExH-box ATP-dependent RNA helicase DExH5, mitochondrial. Lineage: Eukaryota; Viridiplantae; Streptophyta; Magnoliopsida; Malpighiales; Euphorbiaceae. Gene Ontology annotation, cellular component: intracellular anatomical structure; nucleus. The record is from RefSeq and is a predicted model, not a curated record. The transcript has 19 exons. The coding region runs from base 151 to 3780 and encodes 1209 amino acids. Gene Ontology annotation, molecular function: RNA binding; ATP binding.